Messenger RNA from Sorex fumeus (smoky shrew), 3235 nucleotides. RefSeq names its product TOG array regulator of axonemal microtubules 2 (gene TOGARAM2). Bases 197 to 3226 code for a protein of 1009 amino acids. Gene Ontology annotation, biological process: microtubule cytoskeleton organization. Gene Ontology annotation, molecular function: microtubule binding. Lineage: Eukaryota; Metazoa; Chordata; Mammalia; Eulipotyphla; Soricidae. The transcript has 20 exons. Gene Ontology annotation, cellular component: cytoplasmic microtubule; cilium. The record is from RefSeq and is a predicted model, not a curated record.
CCCCUCCCUCCCGGGACGCCCGACGGCACUGGCGGUGGAGCGAGCACGGAACCUGGAGUCCUCCGCUGGCAGGGCCCGGCCUCCGGACGGAGAGGCGAGAGGUCUCUGGAUGUUCCAAGUGGAGACCCUCUGCACCCCCCGGCCCGGACCCACAGCCGACUCCGUGCCCCCUUCAGGCCCCUUCUUCGCCUAGGGCAUGGGCACCCCUGAUGCUGGCUCUGAAGCCAAAGUCCUGGCUCCGGUGGCUGUGUACUGUGGCAGCAUCCCCCGGCCAGGAGCCGGGCCCCGGGUGGUCCCUGGAGGAAGCCUCGAUGCCAGCCAGCAGCCCCGUGCAGAAGCCUCCCUCCAGCCCUCUCCCGGUGUCCUGCCGGAGAAGCAGCUGCCUCCUGGCCCCACUGACCCCGGCCACCUCCAGCCUGCUGUAUCCCUGAAGGACUGGCCGGCCAGGAAUGGCCACCCCAGGAGCCUCGGGGCUCUGCCUCUGGGGCCGCCCGCCCUGGACUGGGAGUCGGAGGCCCACAGCGUGGCCCGGGACACCAUCCAGAUCAAGGACAAGCUCAAGAAGAGGCGGCUGUCCGAGGGCUUGGCGGCGUCCGCCCGAGUCUCUCUGGAGCCUCUGGGAGGCCCCAAGGGGGUUCCCCUUCGGAGCACCAUCCCCCGGGCCACCUCCCAGAGGCUGCUGCGGGCUCCCAGGCCCAUGCCUCCCAUCCAGAGCAUCCCCACCACCCCUGAGGCCACCGCAGCCAAAGAGAAGCCCUUGGACCCGCCGCCUGGCAGCCAGAGCCGUCCUGAUGCCCAGGAGGUGCAGAUCUCGGGGCAGUACCUGCACUGCAAUGACGAGAAGAUGCACAAGUCUCUGGGGAGCCUGGUGAUCCCCCCGAUCCCCAAGGCUGGGCUGCCCACGGCCUCCUCCUUCUGCCCACCCGGCUCCUUCCCCGCCUUCCUGUCUCCAGCCCAGGACGCCCUCCUCACUGGCCUGAGGGCGCCCUCCACACGAUUGUCUCGGGACAGCGGGCCUCGGGAGAAGACCCCUAAGUCUCUGGAGCACAAAGCUUUGACCCUUCCUGGCAGAGACAGAUCUGCCGCCCCCGAGAAGCCCGCCCUGUCUUCAUCCCAGUCUACGCCGACGCUGACAACCUUUGCCUUCAGUCAUGCCAAAGACGCCCACGCCCAGCUCAGAGAAGAGGACCAAGGAAAUGGUGCCAAGGUCCAGGUCACCAUCUCCAGGUCAGCCCAGGAGAAGAUGCGGCUGAAGCAGAUGAAGGAGAUGGAGCUGCUGCGGAGGGCCAGGGAGCCGGACGGGGCACGGGAGCUGGCCGCCCAGGGCCUGGCCUCCCGGAGGACUCUGACGAAGGAAGGCCUCCUUCCCCUCCGCGGCAGCGGGACCCAGUCCCUGCCCACAAGGAUGAGCAGUCCCCACAGAAACACCUUCGGGCUUGCUCUGAGGAGACGAGCCAACCGCGCCUCCCUGCCCAGCAUCCCCGUGAGCAAGCAGGAGCCCAGCUUCGCCCGCCACGCCUCAGCGAACUCGCUACCUGCCGUGCUGACUUUGGGGUCUCCCGAGUGGGAGGAAGAAGAGGAGCUGGAGCUGAGAGGUUGUAAGGAGUGGAGGCCUUUCUCGAACCCGGAGCUGGGGCUGACGGACGCCCUCCAGUGCCUGGACAGCAGUGACUGGCGGACGAAGGAGAAGGGCCUGGUGAGUGUCCAGCGCCUGGCGGCCUGCCACGCGGAGGUGCUCACCGUGAGACUGCACGACGUGUCCUUGGCCGUGAGCGGGGAGGUCACCAACCUCCGCUCUAAGGUGUCCCGCUUGGCCAUCAGCACGCUGGGCGACCUCUUCCGGGCCCUGAAGAAGAACAUGGACCAGGAGGCCGAGGAGGUGGCCCGCUGUCUCCUGCAGAAGAUGGGCAACAGCAGCGAGUUCAUCCAGAGGGCCGCCCACAGCUCGCUGGGCGCCAUGGUGGAGCACGUGACUCCCGCCCGUGCCCUGGUGGCCCUCACCUCGGCCGGCGUCUACCACCGGAACCCCUUAGUCCGAAAGUGCACGGCGGAGCACCUGUCGGCCGUCCUGGAGCAGAUCGGCGCCGAGAAACUUCUGUCGGGCACCAGGGACAGCACCGACAUGCUGGUGCACAACCUGGUGAGGCUGGCGCAGGACUCCAACCAGGACACCAGGUUUUAUGGGCGGAAGAUGGUCAACAUCCUGAUGGCAAACAGCAAGUUUGACACGUUUCUGAAGCAGUCCCUCCCGUCACAUGACCUGCGGAAGGUCAUGGCAGCCAUCAAGCAGCGGGGAAUAGAAGACUACGAUGAGCCUCCAUCUGCCAAAGGCCACAAGACGUUGUCAAGGAGUCUGGUGUUCGAGAACGGGCUGUCCGGGGAGCACAGGCUCAGCUCCCACGGCCCCCCGCUGAUGGGGCUGCGUUCCUCCGUGCGGGCCGGCGUGGAGAUGGGGGAGGAGCUGCAGGAGCUGACGCGGCUGCUCGAAGCCAAGGAGUACCAGGCCCGGAUGGAAGGCGUGGGGAAGCUCCUUGAGCACUGCAGGGCCAAGCCAGAGCUCAUCUCGGCCAACCUGAUCCAGGUUUUUGAUGCCUUCACCCCAAGGCUUCAGGAUUCCAACAAGAAAGUGAACCAGUGGGCGCUGGAGUCUUUUGCCAAGAUGAUCCCCCUCCUCAAGGAGAGUUUACACCCUAUGCUGCUCUCCACACUCAUCGCUGUCGCCGACAACCUCAACUCCAGGAACUCAGGGAUUUACACGGCGGCGGCCACCGUGCUGGACGUCAUGAUGAAGAGUCUGGACAACAUCUGCCUCCUACAAGCGUUUUCUGCCCGGGUGCGUUUCCUGAGUGGCCGUGCACUGCUGGACGUCAUAGAGCGCCUCUCAGCGCUGGUGGCCUCAGUUUACCCCCGAAAGCCGCAGGCUGUGGAGCGCUAUGUCCUUCCGGUCCUCUGGUACUUCCUGAGCAGCAUGUCUGGGACUGGAAUCCUGCGUGGCCCAGGGGGGCACAUCCGCUCCGUGGCUGUGGCACAGCUAAGUAGGAGCCUUCAGGAGCUCAUGGGACCCCGACUGCAGGACUUGGCCGCCUGUCAGCCAAAGCCCAUCCUCAAAGUGCUCCAGGAAGUCCUGGAUGUGGAGCCCCUGGGAGGCCGCCUCCGGGCCAGCAUCCGAGGGCCGGGCACCCACAGCCAGACCAUUGGCAGCUCACGCCCCUUUCAGCUGGAAUAAAGAGAUUGG